This is a messenger RNA of Spodoptera exigua (beet armyworm), 816 nucleotides long. NCBI's taxonomy places the organism in Eukaryota, Metazoa, Arthropoda, Insecta, Lepidoptera, Noctuidae. The record is from the annotation of a GenBank genome assembly.
AUGGGGCUCUUGGAAUUGUGUGAAAAGUAUUUUCAAACCACCAAUCUGUACGAAGUUUUACAGAUUCCUGAAACUGCUUCGGACAAAGAAGUCAAAAAGGCAUAUCACAAAUUAUCUUUGAAAGUUCACCCAGACAGAGUGGAAGAAGCAGAAAAGUUAGAAGCUACUGAAAAAUUCAAAGUGCUGGGCAGUAUCCAUGCUAUUCUAACUGAUAAGGAGAAAAGGGCUAUAUAUGAUGAAACCAAAUGUGUGGAUGAUGAUGACUUUAAUGUUAUUGUUGACCGUGACUGGUGUUGUUAUUGGCGAGUAUUAUUUAAGAAAAUUACUGAUGAAGACAUAAGAGCUUAUGAAAAGGAGUAUGUUGGCUCUGAACAGGAGAAAAAAGACAUCAAGCAAGUAUAUUUAAAUGCGAAAGGAGACAUGAAUUACAUUGUAGAUCAUGUACAAUUUGCUAGAACUGACCAGGAACCAAGAAUUCGGGAGAUAAUCAAUGAAAUGAUAAAAAGUGGUGAAGUACCAGAAUACAAAAUAUUUACCCAUGAACCUGCUAGUAAAAGGCUUAAGAGAAUUGCUAAAGAAAAAAAGGAAGCUAAAUUAGCUGAAGAAAUGCAAAAGGAAUUGCAAAAAGAGAACCCAGGUCCAAUGAGCCUAGAACUUUCAAUAAAGCAGAAACAAAAAGAGAGAGCUCAACAAAUAGAUUCCUUCAUAGACGGACUAGCUGCUAAAUAUGGAGGAAGUGCCAGUAAACCAAAGGCUAAUAAAAGGAAAGCAGCUACAAAGACUGAUACUGCUACAAAAAAUAAAAGGCGAAGAUAG